This is a messenger RNA of Coniophora puteana RWD-64-598 SS2, 781 nucleotides long. RefSeq lists its product as uncharacterized. Lineage: Eukaryota; Fungi; Basidiomycota; Agaricomycetes; Boletales; Coniophoraceae. The coding region runs from base 1 to 549 and encodes 182 amino acids. The record is from RefSeq and is a predicted model, not a curated record. The transcript is spliced from 3 exons.
AUGAGCUCCGGGAUGAGCCUUCGUUUCAACCUUAUGGGGGAGGAGCUCGUAGAGUCGCAUCGCAAGCGCAGGCAGUUCUUUAAGGCGGACCGAUACCUAGUCUUGGGGGAGUUCGCAACCGCGACGGGACAACAGCCUACCUGGGCGACCAAGAUACUGCGAUGGUACAUUGAACAUGGACUAGAUGUGACUCCGGUUACCCCACAAAAGGAGCUGGUUGAGGUCGAAGGGCGGAAAGUCAUCCGGUCCAUUAACCACUUACCGUUAGAGGACUGGGGACGCAUCUCCGUGAGCGUCGUUACGAAAGCUAGGGACACGUUGUUGACUCUUCAACAAGCUAGCUUUCAGCAGGCGAACCUCACUGACUACGACGCUUUCCUUUGGCUUCAGCCUGGCGCUGGAGGUGAAGACCACGACUGCGUCGACUUCAUUCGUAAGGACUCGGAGUUGAAAGCCUACGUCAUAUUUCGGGGCGAAUGUGUUCUCAUCGACGGUGGAGAAGCGCUCGAAGCGGCGGGAAAGGAGAAAGAGAAAGGGGACUCGAUCUAGAUGCGUUAUUCAUGUUGCUGCGGGGUCCGUCGCAUCGAACGCGUCGCUAGUGUUUCUCGCGAUGCAGUCAAGUUUCUCCUCUUCACCCCACGUUUCGGCCCACUGGUAUAUUCCUUAAACCUGUCGUAGCUUGAUAAGCGAACUACUACGUACUGGAUUCAAUAUUCAAAGUCUUCCGGUAGAAGAUAACACUCAUGUGGGUUAAAAUGAGAGUUGUCUGCCCUCAUCUGAC